Olea europaea var. sylvestris is the source of this 906-nucleotide messenger RNA. RefSeq lists its product as uncharacterized. Bases 1 to 906 code for a protein of 301 amino acids. The record is from RefSeq and is a predicted model, not a curated record. Gene Ontology annotation, biological process: DNA integration. The transcript has 4 exons. Gene Ontology annotation, molecular function: nucleic acid binding. NCBI's taxonomy places the organism in Eukaryota, Viridiplantae, Streptophyta, Magnoliopsida, Lamiales, Oleaceae.
AUGAAAGAUGUAACCUUUGAGUUCAAUGAGGAUUGUCUCACAGCCUUUAACACUUUAAAGGAAAAGCUUAUGACAGCACCAGUAAUUGUAGCACCAGACUGGGAAUUGCCUUUUGAAUUGAUGUCAUACCUUGUCGGGUCUAAAAUCAUUGUCUAUACUGAUCAUGCUACAUUGAAGUAUCUGCUCACAAAAAAGAAUGCAAAGCCGAGAUUAAUUCGUUGGGUGCUGCUGUUGCAGGAAUAUGACAUUGAGAUACGCGACAAUAAGGGCACCGAGAACGUAGUAACAGAUCACCUAUCCAAACUAGACCUUGGGGAGACGGAAGAUUUAGUGGAUAUAAAUGAGAUCUUCCCGAAUGAACAGAUGUUGAGAGCGGAUGAAGCACCUUGGUACGUAGAUAUUGUCAAUUACUUGGCCAGUUCCAUUCCACCGCCUGACUGCUCCAAUCACCAAAGAAAAAAAUUCUUCGCCGAGUUAAAAUAUUAUUUCUGGGAGGAUCCAAUUCUCUAUAGACGAGGAGCUGAACAGAUAGUGCGGAGGUACGUACUUGAAGAAAAAGUACAUGAGAUUCUUGAGCACUGUCACUCAUCCGCAUAUGCAGGACACUUUGGAGCUUCAAAAACAGCUGCAAAGAUUCUACAAUCAGGUUUCUACUGGCCUACAUUGUUUAAAGACACAUUUGAGUUUUAUAUCUUGGUGGAAGUAGAUUACGUCUCAAAAUGGGUGGAAGCAAUUACACUGCCAACAAAUGACUCAAAGACAUUUGAGCAGCUGCUGAAUAAAUAUGGCGUUAAACACCACCUUGCUACUCCAUAUCAUCCACAAACCAGCGGGCAAGUUGAGGUAUCUAAUCGGCAGCUGAAGAGGGCAAACACUUCUGUAAUCGCCAGUUUGAGCAGCUGUUGA